AUGACCACACGCGCAAUGGCCAAUACCACGGGGGUGAUCUCCGACAUAGAGACCAUGGGCAUGAAGGCCGAAAUGACCCAUGAGGAGGUGGUUCAUCUCGCCGAACUGUCACCCGAGGAGAAGAUCCUCGAGAAGAAGCUGGUGCGACGCAUUGAUUCGCUGAUCAUGCCGCUGGUCGUCUUGGUCUAUCUGCUCAAUUACAUUGAUCGGGCAGCAAUAGAUUGGCCGCCCGAGACUAAUCGCGGCAUGUGGAAUGGGGAUAGAAACAACUACGCCGCUGCAAAGCUACAGGGCCUGAUUGGUGAUUUGAACCUGACGAUGACGGAAUAUCAAACGGGUCUGUCGAUUCUGUUCGUGGGCUACAUCCUGAUGCAGGUUCCCAGCAACCUGUUGCUCAACUACAUGGGACGGCCUUCGCUAUACUUGGGCUUUUUCAUCAUAGCCUGGGGACUGGUAUCUGCCUUGACCAGUCAGGUGAAAGGGUACGGCUCGGUUGUGGCCUGUCGCUUCAUCUUGGGUCUCGUGGAGGCCCCCUUCUUUGCCGGCGUUCUUUUCUACCUGUCCAAGUGGUAUACACGCAAGGAGCUGGCCUUCCGCAUGAGUAUUUUCUACUCUGGCUCCCUCCUGAGUGGUGCCUUUGGCAACCUCAUCGCCGCUGGUAUCCUCAAGGGACUCAAGGGCCAUCGCGGCUUGUCCGCUUGGCAAUGGCUCUACAUCAUUGAGGGGACUAUCACCGUGGCGAUCGGACUGGUCAUUUGCUUCAUUCUGCCCGAUUUCCCCGAGACCUGGAAAUUGCUCAGCCCGGAGAUGCGGAGCGUGGCCACACGUCGUCUGUCUAUCGAGGCUGCCGAAGCCGACAUUGAUGAAGCGGGCGGUGUCUCUCAGAUCAAGGGUCUCAAGAUGGCCAUGACCGACAUCAAGACCUAUGUCCUCGCCGUGGGUUACAUGUGUAUCACCGGUGCCGCUGGGUUCCAGAACUUCUUCCCGACCCUGACCAAGACCUUGCACUACAACGACACCAUCUCGCUCCUGCUCGUUGCGCCACCCUACAUCUUCAUGGUCAUCUACAGUCUGGCCCACUCACACAUCUCGGACAAGAUGGGCAAGCGCUUCUGGUUCUUGGUCUACCCGAUCCCCAUCUCCAUCAUCGGAUUCGUGCUCUUCUCCACCACUUCGGGUUUCGCCCCUCGCUACAUCUCCCUCUUCCUGAUGAUGUUUGUCUUUGCGCAGAACGCGACCAUCUAUUCCUGGAUUGCCAACGCCUUGCCUCGGCCCCCUGCCAAGCGAGCCGCUGCUUACGCCUUUAUCAACUCCAUUGGUAACUCGGCCAGUAUCUGGACACCCUACACCUACAUCCAGUCCGAGAGCCCCAAGUUCUGGACCGCGAUGGGUGUCAACAUCGGUCUUCAGGUUCUUGGGCUGCUGUGUGCGCUGUUCAUGUACUUUAACCUGCGCAUGUUGAACAAGCGCCAGGAGCGUCUGGAGAACGAGGAUGUCCAGUUGACUGAGAAAGAGCUGCGCCGACUACAGAUCACGGCCGACGUGGAAGGUAUCGACAUUGGGGCUGCGAGACGUUUACAAAAGGGGCUUCCGCUACGUGCUGUGAUG
Messenger RNA from Penicillium diatomitis, 1608 nucleotides. RefSeq names its product putative MFS transporter. Gene Ontology annotation, molecular function: transmembrane transporter activity. The annotation marks the transcript as partial. Lineage: Eukaryota; Fungi; Ascomycota; Eurotiomycetes; Eurotiales; Aspergillaceae. The transcript is spliced from 3 exons. Gene Ontology annotation, cellular component: membrane. Gene Ontology annotation, biological process: transmembrane transport. The record is from RefSeq and is a predicted model, not a curated record.